Molecule: messenger RNA, 1580 nt
Organism: Carlito syrichta (Philippine tarsier)
Lineage: Eukaryota; Metazoa; Chordata; Mammalia; Primates; Tarsiidae
Gene: SAV1
Product: salvador family WW domain containing protein 1
Exons: 6
Coding region: 183-1238 (351 amino acids)
Biological process (GO): hippo signaling; regulation of cell population proliferation; apoptotic process
Molecular function (GO): protein binding; molecular adaptor activity
Source: RefSeq, a predicted model, not a curated record
GUGUCCAAGCCGGCCGAGGUGCAGGGCAAGUACGUGAAGAAGGAGACGUCGCCCCUGCUGCGGAGAUGCAGCCGAUUUUCGAGCUGAAUCUCUUGAGUUUUUAAUUCUGUGUGUUGAGGACGUUUGUGAGAUAAGGAGCCGAUGUUUGGUGUUCAUACCGCGUGCUGGGCCCUUUGUAUCUCAUGCCUUCAUUCAUCCGGCAUGGUCCAACAAUUCCAAGACGAACUGAUAUCUGUCUUCCAGAUGCAAGUCCUACUGCCUUUUCAACUUCUGCAGAAGGCGUAGUUUCAAGAAACCAGAGUUUCCUUAGAACUCCAAUUCAGAGAACACCUCAUGAAAUAAUGAGAAGAGAAAGCAACAGAUUAUCUGCACCUUCUUAUCUUGCCAGAAGUCUAACAGAUGUCCCACGGGAGUAUGGCUCUUCUCAGUCAUUUUUAACAGAAGUUAACUUUGGUAUGGAAAAUGGAGACUCUGGCUCCCACUAUUAUUAUUCAGACAGUUUUUUUGAUGGUCAGAGAAGGCGGCCACUUGGAGAUCGUGCCCAUGAAGAAUACAGAUACUAUGAAUACAACCAUGAUCUCUUCCAAAGAAUGCCACAGAAUCAGGGGAGGCAUGCUUCAGGUAUUGGGAGAGUUGCUGCUACAUCUUUAGGAAAUUUAAAUAACCAUGGCUCUGAAGACUUACCUCUUCCUCUUGGCUGGUCUGUGGACUGGACAAUGAGAGGGAGAAAAUAUUAUAUAGAUCAUAACACAAAUACAACUCAUUGGAGCCAUCCUCUUGAGCGAGAAGGACUUCCUCCUGGGUGGGAGCGAGUUGAGUCAUCAGAAUUUGGAACCUAUUAUGUGGAUCACACAAAUAAGAAGGCUCAGUAUAGGCAUCCUUGUGCUCCUAGUGUACCGCGGUAUGAUCAACCACCUCCUGUCACAUACCAACCACAGCAAACUGAAAGGAAUCAGUCGCUUUUGGUACCUGCAAAUCCAUAUCACACUGCAGAAAUUCCUGACUGGCUUCAGGUUUAUGCUCGAGCCCCUGUGAAAUAUGACCACAUUCUGAAGUGGGAACUCUUCCAGCUGGCUGACCUGGAUACAUACCAGGGAAUGCUAAAGUUGCUCUUCAUGAAAGAACUGGAACAGAUUGUUAAGAUGUAUGAAGCAUACAGACAGGCUCUUCUCACAGAAUUGGAAAACCGCAAGCAGAGACAGCAGUGGUAUGCCCAACAACAUGGCAAAAAUUUUUAAGUUAAUUUUUUAAAAAUAAAAUUUAAGUUUUAUAAAAGCUUUAAAAUAUUUUCACAGAUUAAAAAUUGUAAACAAGUACUUUGGUUAAUAAAGGCAGCUUCCUUUUUGGAAAUUAUAAAACUCAAAUUUUACAUGUAUUUUGUUAUCAGAAAUUUUCUUUUAGUGAACAAAAAAUGAGUCUAUCAUUUUAAGAGCCAACAUGGCAAACACUUUCAAAUGCUCUAUAUUAGAAAACUGCUUUGAUAUUCUUGAUGGAAAAAAAUGUAGCAAGAAAUGUCAUGACCAGAUAUUAAAUAGGAAAUGAUCACUUGUUAAUGUCUUACAGCAGCAGUACCUUUCUUU